This is a messenger RNA of Neolamprologus brichardi, 1270 nucleotides long. NCBI's taxonomy places the organism in Eukaryota, Metazoa, Chordata, Actinopteri, Cichliformes, Cichlidae. The record is from RefSeq and is a predicted model, not a curated record.
CGUGAUGACGCAAUCACUGCGCGACGAUGCCUAAGAAGAUUUAUAUGAGUUCCCAGCAGGUAGUCAAACGAUGACAACAAAUUUAAAACAGGCCUUAAAAACCCACUUUGGGUUCGACACCUUCAGGUCUAAACUGCAGGAAGAUGUUGUUAAAGCAGUCCAUAGAGGUGACAGGGAUGUGUUUGUGUGCAUGCCUACUGGAGCAGGAAAGUCGCUCUGCUACCAGCUGCCUGCAGUGCUUGCUGAGGGCAUUACUCUGGUUAUAUCCCCGUUAAUCGCUCUCAUUCAGGACCAAGUGGAUCACCUGAAGGAGUUAAACAUCCCUGCCUGCUCCAUCAACUCUAAGCUCCCAGUGAGUGAGCGCCGUUUGAUCCUGGCCGACCUGGGGAGCAGCAACCCGAAGCUAAAGCUUCUCUACAUCACUCCAGAGAUGGUGGCCUCGCCCGCGUUCCAUCCCUGCCUGAUGGACCUGUGCUCCCGUGGCUUGCUGUCUUACCUGGCUGUGGAUGAGGCUCACUGCGUCUCGCAGUGGGGCCAUGAUUUCAGACCAGACUACCUCAAGCUGGGUGAACUGCGGGCUCGAUUGCAAGGAGUUCCCUGUUUGGCCUUAACAGCAACAGCACCCAAGAAUGUACAGGAGGACAUCAUUCAGUCCCUGAGGCUGUCCUUGCCGCUUUCUUUUCUUACACCCGUCUUCCGGAGUAAUUUGCACUAUGAUGUGAUUUUCAGGGAGCUGCUGCCAAACCCAUACGUCCACCUUUGUGCCUUCAUUAAGAAAACAUUAUCACUUGGAGGUGGAUCUAAUGGACAGGGUUGUGGGAUUGUGUACUGUCGGACCAGGGAAGGCUGUGAGACGGUAGCUCACCAGCUGACGAAGCUUGGAGUCGUAGCUAAGCCGUAUCAUGCAGGCUUGAAGGCAACAGAUCGGACAGGGGUACAGAAUGAGUGGAUGCAGGGGAAAGUGCUGGUUAUUGUGGCUACCAUCAGCUUUGGCAUGGGAGUAGAUAAGGCCAAUGUCAGAUUUGUAGCUCACUGGAACCUCGCUAAGUCUCUGGCCAGCUACUACCAAGAGUCUGGGCGAGCGGGGAGAGAUGGCCUGCCCUCCGCCUGUCGCACAUACUACUCCCCGAGAGAUAAGGAGCAAAUUAAUUUCCUCAUUCGGCAGGAAGUGGCAAGAAAGCAGGGAAAACGGGGCUUUGCAAAGGACUCUGACAAAACCGCAAUGACUGACUUUGAAGCCAUGGUGUCUUUUUGUGAACAAGAAGGGUAA